Molecule: messenger RNA, 753 nt
Organism: Effrenium voratum
Lineage: Eukaryota; Dinophyceae; Suessiales; Symbiodiniaceae
Source: the annotation of a GenBank genome assembly
AUGGCUGUCAUCGUGGAUGCUCACUGCCUCUAUGACAACGUGGGAGCCCUGCAGUCCUGCGGCCGUGGAUGCUUCUCCAAGCCCGGUGCGAGUCAGGCCAGCUGUGUUUCGGGAUGCUUGUCUGGCAGGGGCGUGAGCUACCGCUGCUCGCGCUGCCUGGGCAGUGGCUUCACCUGCGCCCUCCGGUCUUGCCGCUCGGCUUGCUCGUCCGGGCUCUCCACCUCGCAGUGCACCAGCUGCAUCGCGGGCAGCUGCGGCCUCUGCUCGGGCGCCACCAAGUCGAUGCAGAACGAGACUGACGCCGUGGAGUCGAUGGCCAAGGUGCUGACGUCCCUCAAGGACCACAAGGACCUCGGGGAGACCCCGGAGACCGCGGAGAAAGAAUCGGAGUCGGUCGCGCCCGUCGCGCAGCCCUCUGUGAAAAGCGGAUGCUACGAGAACCAGGGCUUGCUGAAGACCUGUGGCACCCAGUGCUUCUCUGCGGCCAACCGCGGAGUCUGUGCAACCAAUUGCCUGAAGGGGAAGGGAAUGAGCUCGGCUUGCGCUAGCUGCUUCGGUGGCAAGGUGGAUUGCACUAUCAAGAACUGCUUGAGCACAUGCAUGUCCAACAGCCAGUCUGCCGCAUGCAAAAGUUGCGUUCGUUCCAAGUGUGGCCGCUGCAGCUCUGAGAAGUCUGCACCAAAUGAUGACUUCCUCUCGGAAGUUGCAGCGGCUGCUAUCGGCAAGGCCGAAGAGGCAGCUCUGUAUCCUUGA